This is a messenger RNA of Glycine soja, 2738 nucleotides long. RefSeq names its product MND1-interacting protein 1-like. NCBI's taxonomy places the organism in Eukaryota, Viridiplantae, Streptophyta, Magnoliopsida, Fabales, Fabaceae. The record is from RefSeq and is a predicted model, not a curated record. The transcript is spliced from 2 exons. Bases 307 to 2460 code for a protein of 717 amino acids.
AAAGAAAUCGAGUUCUGAUUCUGAGCACUAAUAAAACCAAUAACGGUGAACCAAACCAACAAAACCAUCCAUCAUACUCAUCAUCAACAAUCUCACUAUCCUCUUUUUUUCCCCAUCAAAAUCUAAUUGCUCUCUGGUCUCCCUCUUCACCCACUCACCCUCGAUCCUCUUCCACCUCUCUUAGUUCCCUUCCAUCAAGGGUCGAUCUAGAUCUUCUUUUUCCACACCCAAUAUUUCCUAUUUCAACCCCUUUAUUCAUCUCCCUGUAAAACUCAAAAAAAAAUAAAAAACACGAAGAAAAUAUACAUGGGUUGCACCAUGAGGGAAAAGCAUAUCAGAGCUAAUCGGAGACCCCGAUCGGUGAAACCGGACUCGGAUUCUUGCGACAAAGAUGCCAUAUCCAAAUCCAUAGCGGAGUCUGGUCUUAAGCCCUUCAAAUACCAUCUGGAUCUCAACGAUUCUUCCCAGAGUCCGAAUUCAAACCCUAAUGUAGAGGAAACCGGGUGGGGUUACUGUACAGAGGAACAAUUGGAAGAGAUUCUGUUGAAAAACUUGGAAUUUAUAUACAACGAAGCUGUGUCGAAGCUUGUUGCGUUGGGAUAUGAUGGGGAUGUUGCUGUUAAGGCCAUACUGCGAAAUGGGCAUUGUUAUGGUGGCAUGGAUGUGCUGACAAAUAUUUUGCACAAUUCCUUGGCUUUUUUGAAUACUAAUAGUGAUGGUGAUGGUGGUGGUUAUAGUAGUAAUGGUGGGAAUUUGCAUGAGUCUGAGCCUGUGUUCUCUGAUUUGAGGCAGUUGGAGGAGUACUCUUUGGCGGGUAUGGUGUGUUUGUUGCAACAAGUGAGGCCUCAUUUGAGCAAAGGGGAUGCCAUGUGGUGUUUGCUCAUGAGUGAUCUUCAUGUCGGGAGGGCCAGUGCUAUGGAGAUUCCGGUGCCGGACAAUGGGAGCACUGUGCCGGCUACCGGUGAGGGUGGUGCCAAUUCGGCUGGUGUUAUGGCGCCGGCUUUGUGUAGGUUUCAUGGGGGGUGGGGAUUUGGAAAUGGGGGAGGCUUGGAAUUUCCUGUGAACGGGAUAUUCUCUUGUGGUGCAGAGAUGAAUUUGCAGCUGCAACGAGACAUUGAGUUUCCGAAGAGGUUAAAUCUUUCUCCUUCGAUGAAGUCCUUAUUGAAGAGAAAUGUUGCUAUGUUUGCUGCUGGUUUUAGGGCGAACUCCAAGCAAUUGCAGGCGCAGGUGAAGGCCUUUCCCGGCCGGAGUACUGCACCUAAUUUGGAUUCUUUGGAUGUGUCCGGGACAGAAGUCCUGGCUGAGCAGUCCGGAGGAGAUUCAGAGAAUCUUGAUAACCAAGAUGCUGUGAAUUCGGUGCUGAGUAAAUUUCGUGAUUUGAAUCUUGAUGAGAAUUUGGACUUAGUUGCCGAAGAUCAGAAGGAUGAGGUGAUAGUCUCUUUAUUUCAUCAGAUUAGGGAUCUUGAGAAACAGGUCAACGAGCGAAAAGAUUGGGCUCAUCAGAAGGCAAUGCAGGCGGCAAGAAAGCUAAGCAGUGAUUUGACUGAGCUCAAAAUGUUGCGGAUGGAAAGAGAGGAGACUCAAAAAUUGAAGAAAGGGAAACCAGAACUUGAGGACACAACCAUGAAGAGACUCUCAGAGAUGGAGAAUGCCUUGAGAAAGGCCAGUGGUCAACUGGACCUUGCGAAUGCAGCUGUGAGGAGAUUAGAAACUGAGAAUGCAGAAAUGAAAGCAGAGAUGGAGGCUUCCAAAUUAAGUGCAUCCGAGUCAGUGACAGCUUGCUUAGAAGUUGCAAAAAGGGAGAAAAAAUGCUUAAAGAAACUUCUAGCUUGGGAAAAACAGAAAGCUAAGCUGCAGCAAGAUAUUUCUGAUGAAAAAGAGAAGAUAUUGAAGACACAAGAAAUAUUGGUUCAGAUUAGACAAUGUCAAAAGGAAGCUGAGGUAAAGUGGAAGGAGGAGUUGAAGGCUAAAGAGGAAGCCCUAGCACUAGUUGAGGAGGAACGCCACUCUAAGGAAGCAGCCGAGUCUAACAAUAAGAGGAAGCUCGAGACUUUGCGUCUGAAGAUAGAGAUAGAUUUCCAGCGCCACAAAGAUGAUCUACUAAGACUUGAGCAGGAGCUUUCUCGCCUUAAAGCAUCUGCUCAGUCUGCCGAGUUGCAUAACCAAUCAAGCACUUCACCUACAAGUGACUCGGAGGGUGCAAAGCCCCAAAGAGAGACCAUUGCUAGGCUGCUUCAAGAAUUGGAUAAUCUGGAGGACCUUUCGGAGAAAGAAGUAAACAGCAACAGAGAAUGCAUUGUAUGUAUGAAAGAUGAAGUCUCCAUUGUUUUCUUGCCGUGCGCACACCAAGUUAUGUGUGCUAGUUGCAGUGAUGAGUAUGGAAGAAAAGGUAAGGCUAUUUGUCCUUGCUGCAGGGUUCAAAUCCAACAGAGAAUCCGUGUAUUUGGGGCAAGUUCCUAGCUUAUUUAAAAAGUUAUGUUGCAAUGGGACUUGGGCAGGGUAUACCCUAUAAAUUUUUACAUAAUUUUGUGCCUUUAAUCAUGGGACUACUUCUCUCACUAAAUCUCACAUUACAUGCUGUGAGUUGCGAGCAUGGUCAGGAAUUAUUAUUGUUAUUUAUAUAAUAUAAAUAUAUAAAAACUAAGUCCUGGCAUCAGAAUCUCUCUUGGAAUGUCUGAAAUAUAGUUGGUUACCACCGUUUGGCUUGAAAAUAAGAAAUGGGCAAUGGUGUUGUUAUA